Molecule: messenger RNA, 1932 nt
Organism: Drosophila kikkawai
Lineage: Eukaryota; Metazoa; Arthropoda; Insecta; Diptera; Drosophilidae
Gene: List
Product: Lithium-inducible SLC6 transporter
Biological process (GO): sodium ion transmembrane transport
Cellular component (GO): plasma membrane
Molecular function (GO): L-amino acid transmembrane transporter activity
Source: RefSeq, a predicted model, not a curated record
GCGACUGCGGUUAGUUAAACGCGAGACCUCCAAGUGCUCGGUGUAUAUUCUCGGAAUUUGAAAAUGGGCAAGUCAGCGAAGCUAGAGUUUUCCAGCAAAUCGGAAAAACCUGCAGAACAGUGGGGCAAUGGCUUGGAGUUUCUCUUCUCCUGCAUCUCGUUAUCCGUGGGCCUGGGCAAUAUCUGGCGGUUUCCGUACAUUGCCUUCCAGAAUGGCGGCGGCACCUUUGUGAUUCCCUAUCUGAUUGCUUUGCUGGUAAUUGGCCGCCCUGUCUACUACCUGGAGAUCUCUCUUGGCCAAUUCACGGGUCGCGGCGUGGUCAAGGCCUUUGAUAUGGCUCCCCUGCUCAAGGGCGUGGCUGUGGGUCAGGUCCUGGCCACAGCUGCUUCUAUAACGUACUAUUCGAGCAUUAUGGCGCUGACUUUGAGAUUUUUACUGGCUUCGUUUGGUGCCGAGUUGCCUUGGAGUCGCUGCUGGGAGAGUUGGGGCAGUGAUUGCCAUGAUGGCAGUGCCCAGAAUGCCACUGGGAAGAUGUCACCUGCUCAGCUGUAUUUUGAACGCGAAAUCCUCCAUGAACUACCCAAUAUCGACAAUGGCUUAGGUCUGCCCAAUUGGCAGCUGGUGGCCUGCCUGGCAGUGGCCUGGUUUAUCAUUGGUGGAGUCCUAAUUCGUGGCAUCAAAAGCAGUGGCAAGGCAGCCUAUUUCCUGGGUGUAUUUCCCUAUGUGGUGCUCCUUAUCCUUCUCCUAAGAGCAGUGACCCUGCCUGGAGCUAUGGAUGGUAUUAUAUACUUCUUUAAGCCACAAUGGCGAGAGCUAUUGAACCCUUUGGUCUGGUAUGCUGCCGUAACUCAGGUGUUUUUCUCUUUGGCCAUAUGCUUUGGCACUUUGAUCACCUAUGCCAGUUAUAAUAAUUUCAACAGAAAUGUAUACAAUGACAUUGUGAUAAUCACCACCAUGGACUCCUGCUCGUCCAUCAUUGCCGGCUGUAUAACAUUUGGAAUUCUGGGAAAUCUAGCCCGCGAGACUGGUGUCACGGAUAUUGGCAGCGUGGUGAAGGGCGGCGCUGGAUUGGCCUUCAUCUCAUAUCCGGAGGCCAUUGCCAAGUUCGAGUAUGUGCCACAGAUGUUCGCGGUCCUUUUCUUCCUCAUGCUCUUUGUCCUAGGCAUUGGCAGUACCGUGGGCAUGGGCUCCUGCAUCCUGCGGGUUAUUCGGGAUCACUUGGGGUCAUCGCGUUCGCCGCCCAUUUGGAUGCUGGCCAGCGGGCUGGCUGUCCUGGGCUUUGGUGUGAGCAUUGUCUACAUGACCCCGGGUGGUCAGUUUAUUCUGAAUCUGGUGGACUUCUAUGGCGUGUCCUUUACAGCCUUGAUACUGGCCAUUGGCGAGCUGAUAGCUGUUGCUUGGAUAUAUGGAGUUAAUCGCUUUUGCUCUGACAUCAAGUUCAUGAUGGGCAUCGAAACGGGCUGGUAUUGGCGUCUCUGCUGGCGCUUCAUCACCCCCGGUUUAAUGACCGCCGUCCUCAUCUACAUGCUGCUGGACAUGUCUGCUCUAACGUACAAGGGCGUGGCCUAUCCCACUUUGGCUCACGUUUUUGGCUGCUUUCUGGCCGCCUUUGGGCUGAUACAACUGCCCGGUUGGGGCCUCUAUGCCGUCUAUAAACAGCGUGGCGGCAGCUUCUGGCAGAGAGUACGUGCCGCCAGCAAGCCAUCGGACACUUGGGGACCGGCCAAUGUUCAGCUGGAAGCCAGCAGCAUCUAGGAAAAUUAGCUAAGCUCCGGCUAACACUGCGUAUACGUAAUGGCCCCAAGUAGCAGAAGUCUGCAGUUGGUAGUCUGGGGCAUUAUUAUUUGAUAUGGAGAGGCUAGCCGAAAAUGGGUAGCAGCAGUAGAAGCAGUAGCAUAAUGUGGAAAUAUAUUAAAACUAGAAAGCAAAGAA